This is a messenger RNA of Photinus pyralis (common eastern firefly), 1428 nucleotides long. RefSeq lists its product as uncharacterized. Lineage: Eukaryota; Metazoa; Arthropoda; Insecta; Coleoptera; Lampyridae. The record is from RefSeq and is a predicted model, not a curated record. Bases 621 to 1391 code for a protein of 256 amino acids. Gene Ontology annotation, molecular function: nucleic acid binding. The transcript is spliced from 4 exons.
CGCCGUUAACAGACAAGUAUUUUAAAAAUUUUACAUAAACGUUCGAUACGCUCAUAUCAUGAAUUUAGGUCAUUACCGUUACAAUUAAGUAAAUAUGACGAACCGAUACACAGAAGGUGAGCAAAGUUUGAUUUUAAAGUUGAUUCAGUACUUCCAAGGGGAAAAAGAAGCAGGCAAAACUUUAACACCCGUAAGCGCAGUAUAUGAUAGGGUUUGUGCUGCCCUGGGUGUAUCGUUGUGGACUGUAAAAAGAAUUAGUACAAGAGGUGUUAAAAAAGAUGACGAUUACAAAUCGCAAAAAAGUGUGGCUAUUAGUUUAUCUCACGGACCUCCGCUGCAUGAAAUAAAUACAUGAACAUGUAAUAAGGACACGGAUUUAUGCAAUGUAUGCCACAGGUAAAUAACAUUCUUUAUGUUCUAAGGGAAGAUUUGCUUCAAAUGAAGACGUUCGCGAGAACACUUAUGGAUUGAUUUUAUAGGUGAGAAUGUUACACUCCGUUCUUUACACAGUAAUCUUCAACGACUUGAUGGCGUAGAAAUAUCUGCUACCUCUUUAUCCCGCAGUUUGAAGAAACUGAAAUUCACGUGGCGGAGAUGCACCGUUUCUAAUAGAUUAUUUAAUGGAACAGCUCUAUGUAGCUCAAAGAAGACUACAAUUUUUGAGAGACUUUAAACACAACGAAACUUCACUUUUUCCAUUACGACCUGUGGUUUUAGACGAAACCUGGAUAUACAGUAAAGGGUCUUUUAGAAGAAGCUGGCAAGAUGGUACUCUCAAAACAGUUAGAAAAAAAAGUGGUGAAGGGGUCCGGUAUAUAAUACUCCAUGCAGGAUCAGAAGAUGGAUUUGUACCAAACGCAAGUCUAAUUUUUAAAUCUGGUAGCAAGUCCGGAGACUAUCAUGACUCCAUGAAUUGCCUUAACUUUGAGAAGUGGUUUGAACAACAAUUGAUCCCGAACUUGGAUGAACCUUCUCUUAUAAUUAUGGACAACGCUUCUUACCAUUCAGGAUUGGUAGAAAAAAGUCCAAAUCAAUGCUGGACAAAAAUGUCACUUAUAAAGUGGCUAACAUCACGAGACAUUACAUUUGCACCAACAAUGAUGCAAGAUCAGAUCUGGGAAGUAGUGAAAAAUCAUAUACCACCAAAACUAUUUAGAUUGAACGAAUUAGCAUUACAACAUGGUCAUCGUGUUUUGAGACUUCCUCCAUAUCACUGCGAGUAUAAUCCAAUCGAAAUGGUAUGGUCAGAAUGCAAACGGCAUUACGAUGCAAGGAUCGGUUCAAUUCAGCCUGUCACACACAGUGCCGUUUUGUCUUUAUGGAAUGAGGCACUGCACAAAGUUACACCGGAAAAAUGGAAAAGAUAUUUUGAUCAUACAGAAGCAUUAUAAACCAGGCCUAGGAACGGGAACAACAUAUUGAUACAUU